AUGGCGGCGUUAUUAUACGAUCCUGGAUCGGUCAGUUUUGCCAUGGAGGACAGUGUGUGUUACGGAGGCACGCAAAUACAGUCACAGGAGGUCUCGCUACUGUCCCAUCUGAAGAAGAUGGAUAACCACAUCAGUGACGCACAGAGCUUCUCGCACCUCCCCAAACGUUCUGCUGUGGACCUGGAGUUCUCCGACCUCUCCUACACGAUCAGCGAGGGACCGUGCUGGAGGAAACAAAGUUACAAGGCCUUACUCAAGGGUCUCUCUGGGUGGUUCUGUAGCCGGGAGCUGAUUGGCAUCAUGGGGCCUUCAGGAGCUGGAAAGUCCACUUUGAUGAACAUCCUGGCUGGCUACAGAGAAACUGGAAUGACUGGACAAAUCCUGGUCAAUGGAAAGCCCAGAGAUCUUCGCACCUUUCGCAAAAUGUCCUGUUACAUUAUGCAGGAAGACAAACUGCUGCCCCACCUUACAGCUCAAGAGGCCAUGAUGGUGUCCGCCAACCUGAAACUCACUGAUAGCGCUGAAGUGAAAAAAGAACUGGUUCGAGAGAUUCUGACAGCUCUUGGACUUCAGGCUUGUGCCCAUACUCGCACCGUCUCUCUUUCUGGAGGGCAGUGUAAGAGACUGGCCAUUGCCCUUGAGCUGGUGAACAACCCUCCAGUUAUGUUCUUUGAUGAGCCCACAAGUGGUCUAGACAGCGCCUCGAGUUACCAAGUAGUCUCACUGAUAAAAUCUCUAGCCCAGGGAGGACGCACCAUAAUCUGUACCAUUCACCAGCCCAGCGCUAAACUCUUUGAGAUGUUUGAUAAGCUUUAUAUACUGAGUCAGGGCCAGUGUAUAUACAAGGGUUCUGUGCCAUACCUCAUUCCUUAUCUAAGAACUCUGGGUUUGCACUGUCCCACAUAUCACAAUCCUGCCGAUUUCAUCAUUGAAGUGGCAUCAGGAGAGUAUGGUGAUAUAAACCCAGUUUUAUUUGAAGCCGUGCAAGGUGGAAUGGCUAGUAAUGAGGUGGACUCAGCACAUGUGGAGAGUCAUACAUUCGCAACAAGCAGUUUGACUCAGUUCUGGAUCCUCUUCAAGAGAAGUUUCAUAACAACAUGCAGAGACCAAGUGUUGACACACUUACGGUUGAUGUCACACAUUUUUAUUGGAGUGCUGAUAGGACUGCUAUACCUCAACAUUGGCAACGAUGCCAGUAAAGUGUUCAACAACACUGGAUUCCUUUUUUUCUCUAUGCUGUUCCUUAUGUUUGGAGCCCUAAUGCCUACAGUGCUUACAUUUCCACUGGAGAUGUCAGUGUUUCUGAGAGAACAUCUGAACUACUGGUACAGUCUAAAGGCCUUUUAUCUAGCCAAGACAAUGGCAGACAUUCCAUUCCAGGUAAUUUGUCCUAUUAUGUACUGUAGUAUAGUGUACUGGAUGACCGAGCAGCCCCCAGAGGCCAGUCGCUACUUACUCUUUAUUGCCCUGUCCAUUUGCACUGCUCUAGUAGCUCAGUCCCUGGGUCUCCUCGUGGGUGCUGCUUCCACCUCACUUCAGGUGGCCACAUUUAUUGGUCCUGUCACAGCCAUUCCAGUCCUUCUUUUAUCAGGUUUCUUUAUCAACUUUGACACCAUUCCAAAGUACCUGCAAUGGAGCUCUUAUGUUUCAUAUGUUCGAUAUGGCUUUGAGGGGGUCUUACUCUCUAUCUAUGGAAUGAACCGCUCUGAACUUGAAUGUCCCGGAAACGUCUGCAGGUUUCAAAAACCAGAAGAAGUGCUACAGUUGUUAGAUGUACAGGAUGGCAAGCUCUAUAUGGACUUCAUCAUACUAGCCAUUUUCUUUACCAUUUUCAGAUUCGUCACGUACCUGGUGCUGCGGUACAAAAUUAAGUCUGAGCGAUGA
Trichomycterus rosablanca is the source of this 1884-nucleotide messenger RNA. RefSeq names its product ATP-binding cassette, sub-family G (WHITE), member 4b (gene abcg4b). Gene Ontology annotation, cellular component: membrane. The coding region runs from base 1 to 1884 and encodes 627 amino acids. The record is from RefSeq and is a predicted model, not a curated record. Lineage: Eukaryota; Metazoa; Chordata; Actinopteri; Siluriformes; Trichomycteridae. The transcript has 15 exons. Gene Ontology annotation, molecular function: ATP binding; ATP hydrolysis activity; ABC-type sterol transporter activity. Gene Ontology annotation, biological process: cholesterol efflux; transmembrane transport; cholesterol homeostasis.